AACACACCCGUACGGUUAGUUACAAUGCAACCGUUACAAUUAUUGGGCAUCGGAGCUAUAUUGCUCUGGAGUUGUGGGAUCCUGGUGGAUGGAGCUACGGAGUGUCCUAAAAGACCCUAUCGUGUGGUGUGUUACUUGGCAAGCUGGUCUAAUUAUCGCGAAGGCAGUGGAUCGUUCAACGUCUCGUACAUAGUUCCGGAUCACUGUACGCACUUGGUGUACACCUUUGCAGGGUUAAACAUAGGCGGUGGAAUCGAUUCCCUCGAUUACUACAACGAUGUGAACGUGAAUAAGGGCUAUUCGAAGGUUGUAGCCUUGAAAGAGGAGAAUCCAUGUCUGAAGGUGCUGCUCGCGAUCGGUGGAUGGAACGAGGGUUCGGAAAAGUAUUCCCUGAUGGCCGAACGUGAGUCAACGCGGGAGGCUUUUGCUGACCAGACGCUGCGCUACUUGGUUCACUAUGGAUUCGAUGGACUGGACGUCGACUGGGAGUAUCCUACGAUGCGCGGUGGACUUCCGGAGGAUCGAGAAAACUUUCUCCUACUCAUCCAAACACUAAGGAGCAGGUUCGCCCGGCGCAAGAAGCUUCUGACUGCGGCCAUAAGUGCUUCCAAGCAGAUACUGCAGGCUGGAUACGAUCUGCCAAAGCUGUGUGAAGAGCUUGACUUUAUCAACCUUAUGACCUAUGACUACUCUAGCGAGGUUAAGGCCACACUGGAUGCUCCACUCUAUGGCGAUUCGUCUACUGGAGAAACGAUUGACUCAACGAUCACUUACAUCAGCAAAAGUGGCUGUCCAAUGGAAAAGUUCUCGCUGGGCAUUACAACCCACGCCAAAACGUACACCGUCGUGCCGGCUAGGCUCAUGGCACCAGGGAUCAAAGCGGUUGGGCCGGGCGCACCGGGACCCUACACACGCAGUGCUGGUUCGCUGGGGUACAACGAGGUGUGCGAGAUGUUAAAGCCGAACAGUACCGCUCCCAGCCAGUGGGUUGUCAAAUCGAUGGCGCAGAAUGCGGUGAAGUACGCGUACCGGGACGAUCAGUGGAUAACGUUCGACGGUAUUGAAACGAUCGGUACGAAGGUGAAGUACGCGAUGGACAAAAAGCUCGGUGGCAUCAUGUUUUGGACGAUCGAUACGGACGAUUUUCAGGGCGACUGCCAUAACGAGGCGUACCCGUUGCUGCAAACCGCUCUGAGGAUGUUGGGAUAUGGGAAGAAGACGCGAGCAUAAGCUGAGCUCUGCAUAAAUAGUUUAACAAUAAAAAUAUUGGCUCAUGAAUGAAGGAGAAGGCAAUCGGAAAUA
This is a messenger RNA of Anopheles stephensi (Asian malaria mosquito), 1302 nucleotides long. Its product is annotated as probable chitinase 2. Gene Ontology annotation, cellular component: extracellular region. Lineage: Eukaryota; Metazoa; Arthropoda; Insecta; Diptera; Culicidae. The transcript has 6 exons. Bases 25 to 1230 code for a protein of 401 amino acids. Gene Ontology annotation, biological process: carbohydrate metabolic process; chitin catabolic process. Gene Ontology annotation, molecular function: chitin binding; chitinase activity. The record is from RefSeq and is a predicted model, not a curated record.